Messenger RNA from Chara braunii, 1622 nucleotides. The record is from the annotation of a GenBank genome assembly. Lineage: Eukaryota; Viridiplantae; Streptophyta; Charophyceae; Charales; Characeae.
UCUCGCCCUUUACAAGAGGAAAAGCCCACGCGUUUCGCUCGUUCAGCCAGUUGAGACUCUUUUCACAUCAGUUUUCAUGAUGCUGACUUGUCUGGUUGGGGGACGCAACUUGCUUGAGGCGACGUUGCAUGACGACACCUAGCAAGUAUCCUGUGGGAGCGGAGGCUGUUGCCCCAAGUGAGAUUGGUUCGUCUCCAGAUUCUCGGUGGCAGCAGGGUGGCGGGUAUGUGCUUCCGUGGAUCAUGGAUGGCGUCAACCUCGACAGGGAUCGAGGGCGACCGGACAAGGAUGAGGAGGACGGUGAUCCUGAGCCUGAGGUGUGGGGGGCGAGACCUGUUGGUACCGUCGGCAAUCGAGAGAUUUGGAGGCAGAUCGAGGACUUUCGUAAGGAUGACAUAAGCCGUCCACGAGAGGUGUUAAUCAUAUUUAGGGAUAGGGCAGCCACUCUGCCCCCUUUCGACCAUGUGACCCCUCCCCCAUCCCACGCAGCAGCAGAGGGUUCUCUGGUAGUCGAUCAGGAUGGAGAGGACGAUUGGAUGGACCCAGAGGACAUUGCGGGGGCACCGACAAGACGGUGGAGCAAGGUAUACUUCACGAACGGCGGCGGAUCGGACGGCCAUGCACCACGGACGUCCAUCAUCACGGACGAUGUUGCAGGCGGGGCACAGGGUAGAAACUGGAGCUUAAUCAAUAGAUGGUGGGAUUCAUGGAGGGGAGGAGGAGAUGUGGACGAUGGCAGUGUGCCUUUGGAGGAUGACGCAACACAGGUUGAGGAGGGAGCAGGGAUCCACGCAGGGCACAAUGGCAUGAGCGACGCUAGCAGGCAAGGAUCAUCUCCACGAGGUGCACGAGUCGACAUGUCCCUUGCGAUGAUUGUCAGGCCCCCAUUGGUGCGAGAUGGCGAGACUAGAUGGCAUGCUGACUCGGGCCGCCCGGUCUCUUUCUUUCCUAGUGGGUACUCCGGGGAGAUGCCUCGGUGGGAUGGCGGGGAAUCGGGGGAGUGCACACCGACCACUUUACAUCCGGAGCAGCUGGAGAGGUUGGGGACGGAGGACCCUUUCCCGUGCACCGGUGGGCUGGCCUCGCCUCCCACGUGGGCACCAGUGAGCCCUAGGUGGACUGGAUCAUCGCACUCCGACAUCUGUGAGCGGGAGUCCUUGGACAGUCAGGCAGCAGUGUUUUCAGGUGGGGUUGCCAGCAGCCAGAUGCAGCCACCGCAACGCCCUUUAUCUCCAGCAUUGUAUCAGGGACCGGCGCUGGCCACAAGUCUUCCACCGACUGGUGGUCGAGGCACCGGGCGGGGAUCUUCUUCAAGUCAUCGAGGUGGCCGUUUUGGGGGGUGGUCGUCUUGCAGACGAGUGACGAACCGUCCGAGGAGGGACUACAGCAGAGGACAGGGGCUGUUCGCACGAGGACCAUCGGAGGAGGGAGUGCCUGCAGUGGGUGCGAGUGAGGCUAGACGACGUAUACUCGGAUUGGAUAAAAUUGGGAUGAGGAGGACCGAGAGGGUGGAGGCAUAUCCGGCCCAAUCAGCCAUCUAGGAUAGACGUCAGGGACUAGAGUACAUAUCGGGCAAGGAUGAUUUGCAUAUGCCACAGGGGGCGAGACGGCAAGUUGCAGCU